This is a messenger RNA of Diversispora eburnea, 360 nucleotides long. Lineage: Eukaryota; Fungi; Glomeromycota; Glomeromycetes; Diversisporales; Diversisporaceae. The record is from the annotation of a GenBank genome assembly.
AUGACCACAAUCCCACAAACUCAAGACCUUCCGAGACCGGGUGGGUUUCCAUCUAUUCGAUACAAGCGAAACUUACCAAAAAGGGGGCCUUCUGGAGCAGUUGUACUUACAGCUAUGGCUGCUAUAAGUGCAUACGGAUUUUAUCAACUUAAACGUGAAAAAAGUUGGGGACGUAUACAUUUAGUGCCAUUACUUCAAGCUGAAUUAGAUCGUGAUACAUAUCGUCGUACUUUAGCUGCUUUAGAUCGUGAAGCCGAAAUAAUGAAAGAUGUUCCUGGUUGGAAAGUAGGCGAGAGUGUUUAUCAUAACACUAGAUAUAAAAUGCCAACACAUAUCGUCGUUCCUGAAAAAGAUGUUUAA